GGCAAGACUGGACUGCCCUCCGAGGCACAGAGGUCUCUGACUGGCCCCUGGACCUGCCGGGGUGGUUCUCGGGGUGGUGGGAGCCUCCCGAGCCCAGGGCCUUUGUGUGGCACAGCACGCCCUCCCCUGUAGUCCCCGUGCCCCCCCAGCCCUGUUCUCACCCUGCGUCUGUGCUGAGCAGGCUCUCCUGGGCCAUCUCGCAGAGGCAGAUUGGAGCUCGGGCAGUAGUUCAGGAGAGCGACCUUUGUUGGUACCUUUAAGUUCUAAAUCACCUUCUAGCAACCAUAUUUGUUUUUUUUGUGUUUGAACCAAAUCUCAUUUUCUCUGGCACAUAAUUCCUAGAACACGUGGCCUUGACUUCACGGUCUGCCUGGACAGGAGCGUGGUAGCUCCCAUCCCUCUGCCCCGAUGCAGAAGCCUGAGCCUGUGGUGACAGGUCCCUCACUGCAGCGGGGGAUGGGGUUAGCAGAGAUAAAUAAGGAUUUUUUAAGGUUUCCCAAGAAGAGAAAUUUGACCAGGAGUGCAGCUGUUUCCCACUGUUGUCUUUUUUUUUUAGCUAAUAGACUUUAUUUUUUAGAGCAGUUUCAGGUUCAUAGCAGAAUUGAGCAGAAGAUACAGAGUGCACAUAGCCCUCCCCACCCACACAUGUAUACUCCCCACCCUCAGCAUCGCUCAUCUGUGUGGCACGUUUGGUACAGUCGCUGAACCAACACGGGCACGUUCUUAUCGACCAAAGUCCACAGUUCACAUUAGGCCCACUGUUGUCUUCUCUCCCCGCGUAACCUGGUAUAAACAGGAAGCUGUCCUCCCCCCCAGGCUCUGCGCUCCCGGACACACAGGGUCUGUUGCCAGCCUCUGGCUUUGAGCCAGGCGUAGCAGCAUCCCCUGCAUCGUGGUCCUCUGUCCGCGGGUCAGAGAGUGAUCAGUGUGGCUGCGGUGGUGUCUGCUUCCAGCCACACACUCAGAAGAGAGCCAGUCUGGAGAGAGAAGGUCCCUUUCCUGGUGGACAGGGUAUAGGUGCCCAGAGGCACGUCAGCUGCCAGGAAACUGGACAAGCAGAGGAAUGAUCUUAGGGUGCUUACUCUUGCUACGGUUCUAUGAGUAACAGGAUGAGCUCCUGGUGGAAAUGAGGGAGCAGUGGUUUCUGAACACACCAGGCCACCGCACUUUAUUUGAACCCUCUGUGCGAAAGUGAAGACAGUAGGUCAAUCCAGGGACAGAACCUGGGUAACGGGCCCGAUGGCCUACCCCUUCCCCUGUCAGGUGGACGGUCCUCGCCCCCCGGGUGGGUCACAUCGUAGGGUCUUAUGGGGGUUUGUGAAGCAGGAGGGUCUCCUGGCAAAGCAGGCCCCCAGUUUCAGUCCCUGUUGCCACAGGAGGAGAAUUCUGGGAGAAGAGAUGGGUGGACGUUCCCCACCGGCCUCCUGUAUGUUACCUUUUCUAAUCCUCACAAAGCCGUGGGAGGUGCUGUCUCCAGUUUGCAGAUGAGCAGACAGAGGCUUUGGUGAGAAGGAGCCGGGUGUGGGCCGAGCCCUGCCUCAUCGCGGCCGCCAAGGCGGAGUACGACGGGGUGAUAGAGGAGUUUUUGGCAACGGGAGAGAAGCUUUUCGGACCCUACGUUUGGGGCAGGUAUGAUGUGCUCUUCAUGCCCCCGUCUUUCCCAUUUGGGGGCAUGGAGAACCCCUGCCUGACCUUCGUCACCCCCUGCCUGCUGGCGGGCGACCGCUCCCUGGCCGAUGUCAUCAUCCAUGAGGUGUCCCACAGCUGGUUCGGGAACCUGGUCACCAACGCCAACUGGGGGGAGUUCUGGCUGAAUGAGGGCUUCACCAUGUACGCCCAGAGGAGGAUCUCCACCACCCUCUUUGGGGCCGCGUACACCUGCUUGGAAGCCGCGACGGGGCGGGCUCUGCUUCGGCAGCACAUGGACCUAACGGGCGAGGACCACCCACUGAACAAGCUGCGGGUGAAGAUAGAGCCAGGUGUUGACCCGGACGAUACGUACAAUGAGACCCCCUAUGAGAAAGGCUUCUGCUUCGUCUCCUACCUGGCCCACCUGGUGGGCGACCAGGGCCAGUUUGACAGCUUCCUCAAGGCCUACGUGGAUGAAUUUAAAUUCCAAAGUAUCUUAGCCGAUGACUUUCUUGAGUUCUACUUGGAAUAUUUCCCUGAGCUGAAGAAAAAGGGGGUGGAUUCCAUCCCAGGGCUUGAGUUUGAUCACUGGCUGAACACCCCGGGCUGGCCCCCCUACCUCCCUGACCUCUCUCCCGGGGACUCCCUCAUGAGGCCGGCUGACGAGCUGGCCCAGCUGUGGGCGACCGCGGAGCUAGACCAGAGGGCCAUCGACGCUGUGUCCAUCUCUGCCUGGAAGACCUACCAGCUGGUUUACUUCCUGGAUAAGGUUCUCCAGAAGUCCCCUCUCCCCGCCGGGAAUGUGAAAAGACUUGGAGAGACAUAUGCAAAGGUCUCAAAUUCCCAGAACGCAGAGCUCCGGCUGCGGUGGGGCCAGAUUGUCCUUAAGAACGACUACCAGGAGGAUUUCUGGAAAGUGAAGGAAUUCCUGCAGAGCCAGGGGAAGCAGAAGUACACCCUCCCGCUGUACCACGCCAUGAUGCGGGGCAGCGAGGCCGCCCGGGCCCUGGCCAAGGAGACCUUUGCUGCCACUGCCUCCCAGCUCCACAGCAACGUGGUCCACUACGUGCAGCAGAUCGUGGCGCCCACGGGCACUUAGAGGCCCCCGCGACGGCCUCUGCCUCGGCUGACUUGGCAGCUCCGCAGCCAUAGCUCCCAGUGCCGGGUCUCGCCAGCUUCGCGAGUUCACAGCCCCAGGAUAGGCAGCCUGUUCCCUGGGCCUCUGCUCCGACCUGAGACCAGGGGACCGCAUAGGGCAGUUCCCUCGGGCAGGCCCAGCCGCUGGCGCUGGCAGGGGCCGUCUCCCCCCCACCUGGGUCUCAGGAGGAGCAAGAAGGAUUUUCUUUUCUUUUUGCUGAUUCUCUCAGUACUGUGCAAAGCGCUGCAUUCCUUUUUGAGGUUUAAUCAUGAUUUUAAUAAAUAUUUUUGAGUGAAAAGUC
Molecule: messenger RNA, 3068 nt
Organism: Vicugna pacos (alpaca)
Lineage: Eukaryota; Metazoa; Chordata; Mammalia; Artiodactyla; Camelidae
Source: RefSeq, a predicted model, not a curated record